AUGAUAGUAAGUCGUCCCAGUGUUCUGGCACGACUUUAUCGCACAUUGCAUCAUUCCGGUGCGGUCGCACCGAUGAACCAAUCGCAACAGUACAGGGUAAUUGCGCUAGAGGAACCAACUGCAUUCAAGGCCGAUGAAGUAACUGGCGAUUUGAUCAUUCAUGAGGGCAAUUCGGACUUCACAUUUGUCAGGUAG
Messenger RNA from Opisthorchis viverrini, 195 nucleotides. RefSeq lists its product as hypothetical. Bases 1 to 195 code for a protein of 64 amino acids. NCBI's taxonomy places the organism in Eukaryota, Metazoa, Platyhelminthes, Trematoda, Opisthorchiida, Opisthorchiidae. The transcript has a single exon. The record is from RefSeq and is a predicted model, not a curated record.